Molecule: messenger RNA, 402 nt
Organism: Vicia faba (fava bean)
Lineage: Eukaryota; Viridiplantae; Streptophyta; Magnoliopsida; Fabales; Fabaceae
Source: the annotation of a GenBank genome assembly
AUGUGGCACUCCACCUCAUUCAAGUUUUGGAGGUGUUUGUUUGUUAUAAGAAAGAGGCAGAGAGAUCGAAGAGAGGGGAAAACGGCGCCUCUUCACUCCAUCUUGAUUGCUCCUUCUCCCAGACCGUUAUCCGCACAACAACGCACCGUAACCCUUCGUUCUUCAUUCUCUCUACACCGUACAUUCACCAUCCCGUUAUCUUCACCGUCUUCAACUCACCGUGAAACUUCCUACGCCACUGAUUCGUCACGAAGCAUCAAUAAAAGCAACAGCUCGAUAUCGACUCAACUUCACCGCCAUCACGCAUCCGCAUUCAUCUCUGUUCGUGACAACUCCGCUUCUGUUCGUUCUCAAGACGGAUCAAGUAGCCGCUUCCGCUUCACAACUUUUAUUCGCUUUUAA